Molecule: messenger RNA, 3731 nt
Organism: Phoenix dactylifera (date palm)
Lineage: Eukaryota; Viridiplantae; Streptophyta; Magnoliopsida; Arecales; Arecaceae
Product: pentatricopeptide repeat-containing protein At4g13650-like
Biological process (GO): RNA modification
Molecular function (GO): RNA binding; protein binding
Source: RefSeq, a predicted model, not a curated record
UAUACGUACUCCAAUCAUUAAUCGACGCAUCGGAGGUGAGCUCAGACAUGGAAUUUUUUUUUCCAGCCAAUGGGUUCCAGUGUCACGGUUGAUGUAAUAAUGCUCUGAAGAUUUAUCAAUCUGGUGCACCGGAGCCGGGUCUCUCUUGCUUUGGCUCCGCUCCUGGGACCAUCUCUUGCCAUGAUAAAAGCUUAUAUUUCUCGAAGCUCAAAUAUUUCACGCUUCUCACUGUUCAAACCCAAAUCAUCCCAUAUUUAUAUUCCAUUUACAAAAUACUGUUCUCCUCUGAAUCCUGUCCAUCAGCCACGACACGUCCCUCCCCAAAUCUCGAACCUCUAUGAAAGAAAAGAUCCAGUUACCUUUGCCAGUGCCCUCGCCUUCUCUUCAAGGACCAAUUCGAGCCUUCUCGGAACCCAAAUCCAUUCUCAAAUCAUCAAGCUCGGUUUCUCCAAAGACAUCUUCUCUCAGAACAACUUGGUCGUGAUGUAUUCUAAAUGCGAGGUUCUAGGACAUGCACUCAAAUUGUUUGAUGAAAUGGCUGAAAAGAAUCUUGUCUCUUGGACCUCCAUGAUCUCUGGAUUGGUUCAAAAUAAUGAACAUGGCAUGGGUCUAGAGCUGUAUAUAGAGAUGACGAGGUCCGGGUUUUAUCCAAAUGAAUUCACCCUCGCCGGUGUCUUGAGUGCAUGCACAUUGAUCCUGGCCAUUAAUUUUGGUCAUUGCAUUCAUUCGAUUGCUUUGAAGUUAGGUUUGGACGGGAAUCCUUUUGUCGGUAGUUCACUUCUAUUGAUGUAUGCCAAGUGGGGAAACGUUGAAGCUGCAGAGCUUGUCUUUGAGUAUAUAGGUUAUCGAGACUUGGCUUGUUGGAAUGCGAUGGUAGAGGGGUAUGCAAUAAAUGGAUAUGUCUAUGGUGCGAUGAGAACUGUAACUAUCAUGCACCAGAGAGGAUUAAUUGCUGACCGGUUCACAUACAUUAGUGCUCUGAAAGGGUGUUUGACAAGGGGGAAUUUGAGUUUCGGGCAACAAAUUCACUGCUUGAUCAUUCAGAAUGAGUUUGAAAACAAUACUUCAGUGAUGAAUUCUCUUAUUGAUAUGUACUUUAGAACAGGCAUGAAGGACUCUGGAGUGAAGGUCUUUGGUAAAACACGAGAAAAAGAUAUAGUAUCAUGGAAUACUGUGAUAUCUGGCUUUGUCCAUGAGGAAGAUGAGAAACAAGUUGUAGAUUUGUUUUCUAAUAUGUUACUAUCUGGUUUGAAGCCUAACCAAGUUACCUUGUCUGUGAUAUUCAGAUUAUGUGGUGCUAAAGAUGAUCUUUCAUUAGGACUUCAGUUCUUUUGCUUUGCUUGUCGUCUUGGAUACUUGAAUGAUGCCCUUGUGAUCAACUCGCUUAUAAAUAUGUUCUCUAGGUGUUCUGUGGUGGAGAAUGCAUAUUUCUUGUUCAGCAACCUUGCUACUAGGAAUCUUAUCACAUGGAAUGAGAUGAUUCAAGGUUAUAACCUUAAUGGAUAUGGCUUAGUGGCAUUACAACUUUUUCAUAGUAUGGUUGGGCUGGGCAUUGAAGCAGAUGAAUUCACAUAUUUAAAUGUAUUGGGUGCUUGUCAAGGAAAUCAGAAAACAGGUGAGCAAAUCCAUGCUAAAGUCAUCAAGUCUGGUUUUGAUUCUUGUAGCUUUGUUUGCAGUUCGCUAAUUAAUGCUUAUUCUAGUUUUGGAUUGGUUGGGAGCUCUUUUAAGAUUUUCCAACAUACCGGGAUAGUGGAUUUGGUAUCUUGGGGGACAAUUAUUUCUGCAUUUUUAAAACAAGGAUUUUGUAGUGAAGCUCUUUCACUUGUAAACAGCUUGAGAGAAACAGGUGAGAAGCCAGAUGAGUUCAUCUUAGGUAGUGCCAUGAAUGCAUGUGCUAAUAUUGCUCUACUUAACCAAACUAAAUGUUUCCAUUCACUUGCAAUCAAGACAGGAUAUGAGAAGCAUUUCUGUGUAGGAAGUGCAAUUAUAGACGCCUAUGCUAAGUGUGGAGAUAUCAAUAGCUCUAAGCAGGCUUUUGAUAGUGUUUCAAGAGAUGAUGAUGCCAUUCUCUUCAAUACCAUGAUUUCAGCUUAUUCACAUCAUGGCCUAAUCACAGACGCCAUUGAGCUCUUUGAGAAGAUGAAGUGUGCUAACUUAAUUCCUACUCAUGCGACAUUCGUGGCUGUUAUAUCAUCUUGUAGUCAUCUAGGUCUAGUGGAGCAAGGGCAACAUUUCUUCAAUUCCAUAAGCUCGGCUUAUGGGAUGUUCCCUUCCAAGGAUAAUUUUGCUUGCUUUGUUGAUCUUCUUGCACGAAAUGGGCUUAUCGAGAAGGCUAAAGAUGUCAUUGAAAACAUGCCAUAUGAACCUUGGCCUGCUAUUUGGAGAUCAUUAUUAAGUGGUUGUCGGAUUUAUGGGAAUAAAGAGAUUGGUGAACUGGCUGCUGAGCAGAUCCUUAAGUUGAUGCCAAACAAUGAUGGUGCCUAUGUCCUGUUGUCUAAUAUUUAUGCCGAAGAUGGAAGAUGGGAGGAUGCAGAGAAGGUGAGGAUGAAGAUGGAAGAAAAGGGAGUUCAGAAGGCAUGUGGAUAUAGUAUAAUGGCAACAUAAAAGGCUGGCCUGCAAAAUGUGGAUAAACAAAAUUUCUAAGACAACCUCUAUAAGAAAGUGAAGAAUGCAAACUUCCAAUAUUUUUGGAGACGAAGAUCCUUGAAGUUUCCUCCCUCCUGCAACCAACAAGAAAAUGAAAAAAAACUGGUGCUUGAGAGCUCCCUUGAAUCAAUUUCUGAGAGUUUGAAGGCUUCUUGCUACGGUUAUGUGAUUAGGGGUUGCAGCAAAUCAAGAAUACUCUUGGUUCUUUUGCUGAUCUACUGGCACCAAUGCACUGCUUAAGAUGGAGUAAAACUUACAUGCAAUUUGAACCUUGGCGUACCAUUUGGUGAUGAACCACUCUGCCAGUGUGUGCUUUGCUGGAGUCAGAGUCGGCUGUUGGCUGGAUAUUUUAACAUGUUAAUGCAUUGCAUAGAGAGUGGGGAAUGAGGAUGAAUAUGGAAGAAGUAUGUAGGAGGUAUCAACUAUCAAGUUUGUUAGGUGGAAAUAUAGGAUGAGCUUCACAAAUUUUUUGAAAGCCCCAUUAUGCUAUUAGUUGGACCCAAGGAUGUAAAUGAAGAUGCCCUGAGGAAGAUAAUUGGUAACUAGCCUAUGGUUUGUUAGGCCCCCAAGGAGAAAUAUGGUUCUUAUCAAAUAAUGGAGAUCGGCAGAUUAUCGAGGAUGCUUCUAUAAUCAGUAUUUGCAUUUACAAGUUUGGAACCAGCUAUGAAAUUGCCAAUGCUUUGGUAAUGGAUGCAUUUGAAGGCAUAAUUAGUAUGUUGCAGUGCAAAGUCCUUUUGCAAACUUGAUUGUGGAUGCUGAGGUCUGGAAAGAAAGGAUCUGCAUGAUGAUUAAGUUAUACUUCUGCUGGCACAGAGGUUUGCCAACUUUUACUUUGUAUGUAGAAUUUUAACCCAAUUCGCCCAGGAAUUUUCCAGCCUAUAUCAUUGUGAUAUUGUCUAAUCUUAUGAAUCUUUUGCCCACUGAGAUAUGUGAUUUUUUCCCUGCAAAAUCAGCCUCUAGAAUCAAAAUAAAGCCAAAUGCUCUUACCUAUCAGUGGAUAAUGGAGUGCUGAAAAGCAUGAAGUUACUCAUAUUUCAUAUAUGAACAUUGAAUAACACAUAAAGAGUGUUUUAUCUUUCGCAAAA